Messenger RNA from Pseudozyma hubeiensis SY62, 942 nucleotides. Its product is annotated as RNA recognition motif containing protein. Gene Ontology annotation, cellular component: U2-type catalytic step 2 spliceosome; Prp19 complex; U2-type catalytic step 1 spliceosome. The transcript has a single exon. Gene Ontology annotation, molecular function: U6 snRNA binding; pre-mRNA binding; metal ion binding. Bases 1 to 942 code for a protein of 313 amino acids. Lineage: Eukaryota; Fungi; Basidiomycota; Ustilaginomycetes; Ustilaginales; Ustilaginaceae. The record is from RefSeq and is a predicted model, not a curated record.
AUGUCAUCAUCGACCGGUGAAGGCCUCGAGACGCCCAUCCUCUGCGAACCAUGUCUCGGACCCAACCCCUACAUCCGCAUGACAAAGGACCCACAAGGCAAGCUGUGCAAGGUGUGCACCCGCCCCUUCACCGUCUUUCGCUGGAACCCCGGUGCAGGCUCACGCUUCAAGAAGACCGAGAUCUGCUCCACGUGCGCCAAGAUUAAGAACGUCUGUCAGACGUGCAUCCUCGAUCUGCAGUACGGUCUGCCCGUGCAGGUGAGGGAUGCUGCGUUGGGGGUGAAAUCGGAUAGCGGACCGACAGGUUCGGACAAAGCCAAGAUGCUGUAUGCGGACACUAUGGAGAAGCAGUUGGAGGGUCAGGUGGGGAGUUCGAGUAGAGCGGGGCAGGAUUUGCUUAGGAAGGCAGCGAGGAGGGAGAUCGAGUACAAGAAGGAUCGACCGGUGUCGGACAAGCUGUGCUCGGCUUUCGCCAGGGGAAAAUGCGAAAGAGGAGACAAAUGUCCUUUCAGACACGAGCUGCCAGACCACGACCAGCUUUCAGCACAGCAACAGCCAGCGACAACCGCUCCCCAUACCAAUGGAUCAUCCUCCCCCGCACCACCACCACCAACACUUCAAAUCAAACCAUCCACACCAACCGGUCUCUCCGCACCCUCCGACCCCACCAUCCGCUCCCUCUUCAUCUCCCACCUACCCCCCUCCUCCUCCGAAUCGUCAAUACGUCAAUUCUUCCUGACCCUCACCCAACAACUCUCACCACACCACAUAAAAUCCAUCACCCUGGUACCGUCAUCCAACUGCGCCUUCGUCAAUUUUGAUACGAGAGAGCAUGCCGAGUUGGCGGCGAAGCAUUGCGCGUCCAAGAUGUGGCUUGAGGAUAGACAGGUGAGGUUGAUGUGGGGGAGAGGUCGGCCUGCUAAGAAGGUGGAGAAGGAGUAG